CUUCCUGCGACCACUUUUCCUGUUUCUCUGAGUGAGCCGCAGCCCUGACCCCAUCUUUCUGUCCCAGAUUUGUGUCUUGGCCCCUAGGUCUCUCUACUCCCCCGCCCCUUUUUCUCUCCACAACUUUCCUUCCUUGGCUCUCUUUCUCUAGAAGACACUUCCCACGGGACAUCGACAUCCCGCUUACAACGCCCCCUCCAUGGCAGGUUACUUGCCCCCCAAAGGCUAUGCCCCAUCACCCCCAUACCCAGUGACCCAGCCUGCUUCAUAUUCCAAUCCUGCGCCUGCCCCAGGCCACAUUGUCAACCUCUUUCCUUCCCCUGGUCCUGUGGCCCCCUUGGAACCAGAACCAGUUACUGUUCCCUUCCUGCAGUUGCCUGGAGUCCCUUCUGGCCUGGAAUUCCUUGUACAGAUUGAUCAGAUCCUGAUUCACCAGAAGAUUGAGCGGGUAAAAGCAUUCUUUGGCUGGGAGAUCUGUAACCGGUAUGAGCUACGUUCUGGAGUAGAGCAACCACUAGGCCAGGCAGUUGAAGAAAGCAGCUGCUGUGCCCAUCUCUGCUGUGGGGCUCGCCGGCCCAUGCGUAUCCGUGUGGCUGAUCCCAUGAACAGGGAGGUCCUACACUUGGUCCGCCCUCUACAUUGUGGGACCUGCUGCUGUCCCUGUUGCCUUCAGGAGCUGGAAGUACAGGCCCCGCCUGGUACAACUAUUGGGCAUGUACUACAGACCUGGCAUCCCUUCCUCCCCAAGUUCUCCAUCCAAGAUGCAGAUCGUCAGACACUGCUUCGAGUUGUGGGUCCAUGCUGUACCUGUGGUUGUGGCAGUGACACCAACUUUGAGGUGAAGACUAAAGAUGAAUCACGGAGUGUGGGUCGGAUCAGUAAACAGUGGGGAGGCAUUGUGCCAGAGGCCCUCACUGAUGCAGACCAGUUUGGCCUCCAGUUCCCCCUGGACCUUGAUGUAAGAUUGAAGGCUGUGCUGCUGGGAGCAGCUUUUCUUAUUGAUUACAUGUUUUUUGAGAGGCCGGGAGAUGCUAAUUCGGGGCCUUCGGUCAUCACCAGUUAGAGGCUGAUCAUGUAAUCAAUGAUAGGUAUCCUAGUCACAGAAUUCCAAGAUGUCUACCACCACCCUGACCUGGCCUGACCCCAGGAUCGAAGAUGACCACUACCACUCUCCAGGAUGAUGGUGUCUUGAGGAGAGAGAUCUAGGAGUGGAAGUUAGGGCUUAGAUAACCCAAAGAAAAGCUUGAAAGCCUUCAUUAUGAAGACUGAGGCUCUAUUCCCUGCAAGGAGUAGGGACAUACAAAUGCUGCAUGUGCUGAAUGCUAAGGGUCUUUGUUUUAGGCCCCUUUCUCUUUUGGAUCCUUUAACUGAUCCCCUAAAGGUUGCCAUCACUACUCUGGUAAUUUGCUCCAUAGUACCAUUCCAUUUUACUCCUCUUUCUCUGGUACCCCUCUCUAUCCUUCCCCCAGCACUAACCAUCUUCCUCUUCCCCUUAUUUACAUUUUUCUACCUCCUUUGUUCCUAAUAUGACCCCAUCUCCCCUCCUAGUAUCAUAAUAUCAAAAGAAAAUCUAGAUGUAGGGGCUGGGGAAUGUUAUUAUUACAGUAGCUCCCCACCACCACCACCACCUCAAAAAAAGGAAAAAAAUAACCUGCUAGAGUCAUAAACCUUUGGGACUCUUCCUUUUACAUAUAAAGAAGCUGAGGUCAAGUUAAAGUAAAUUGACCAAAAUCACACAGUGAAUUGGGGGAUGGGAAGGGAACAGAACUCUUGAUCCCAAGUCUUCUGAGCAGUGAUUUCCUCCCCUCAUUUUACAAUGUACCUUUUCUUCCCUGAACAACAUAGAUCCAGUCCCCCUGGAACCAUUCUUGGACCCAUGGCACUUUAAGAGGAGAUGAGUUAACCUUCCUUAUACAUGCUUUUUGGGGCUAGGGCCCUAGUACCCAACUAUCAGGUCCCCAAACAUCAUUUCUCCUGCCCUUUUCCCAAGCUGGUGCUUAUUGCAGCUUUUCUUAUGCCUUAUUUAACAUUUUUUUCUCCUCUCUCUGUCUGAGCACUAGGGAGAAUAAUGUGUCUUUGUAUGGUGUGUGUAUACAUUUGUUAUAUAUAUGCAUAUAUAUUAAAAACUUUCUA
Gracilinanus agilis (Agile Gracile Mouse Opossum) is the source of this 2133-nucleotide messenger RNA. RefSeq names its product phospholipid scramblase 3 (gene PLSCR3). Gene Ontology annotation, biological process: plasma membrane phospholipid scrambling. NCBI's taxonomy places the organism in Eukaryota, Metazoa, Chordata, Mammalia, Didelphimorphia, Didelphidae. Bases 200 to 1063 code for a protein of 287 amino acids. The transcript is spliced from 7 exons. Gene Ontology annotation, cellular component: plasma membrane. The record is from RefSeq and is a predicted model, not a curated record. Gene Ontology annotation, molecular function: phospholipid scramblase activity.